Molecule: messenger RNA, 3533 nt
Organism: Leptomonas pyrrhocoris
Lineage: Eukaryota; Euglenozoa; Kinetoplastea; Trypanosomatida; Trypanosomatidae
Product: mannosyltransferase-like protein
Exons: 1
Coding region: 603-3533 (976 amino acids)
Molecular function (GO): glycosyltransferase activity
Source: RefSeq, a predicted model, not a curated record
GAAAGGCGGCGCCGGUUCAGCGUGAUCUCCACGAGUUUACGAUAGUCCCUACGUGAGCUCAAAGAUCCAAUCAUACAACUGUUGAUCUGGUUUGUUAUUUUCUUAUUUUAUUGUUUUCUAAUUUUUGUUGUUCAUUGUUCAUCUUUUUAUUAUUCUAUAGUGCUUUCCUUCAUUGUUCAUUUUCCUGGGUAUUUUCAAGUCCGAGUUGCGGUGCUGUUGACGAUAAAAAGAAGUAGAUACCGUGGACACACCGUUACGCACACGACUCGACCCAGUCGUGAUUGCUUGUCGCAAAGCACCUCAGCGAGUGCUAUAAUUUCGCUGCUUCAUUGUUUCUUUUUAACUGCCUUUUCUUAUUUUUCCCCCAAACUGCAGGUUUCUGGUCGUGCUACGUGCUCCUUUGCGCCAACCUCACGCAUACAGUCGGUGCAGGCUUUUGUUACACACCGUCUCCUCUCUUUGGUGCGCAGGCGUACGCACCGCCUUCUCCUUUCCGAAAGCUAGACGGACUUCCAGCGGUUCUUUUUCAUUUAGUGCAUGUUGAAGCAUUCCUCUCGUAGUUUCUUUUUUUUUCUGCUUGCAGAAUCGUUUCCGUAAACGCCAUGGGAAAGGGUAGCAGUGGGCCUCCGGGUGUCAGCGGUGACGAGGCGGUGGUGGUGCCGCCGUCAUCACAAUCUGGUCCAUGUCAGCGUCUCCGUCGUGGCCCUGCAGCGCCGGUGACGCCGCCCUCGGCCAAGCGCAAGUCCGCUGCCCACAACAGGAUUUCUGCAAGAGGACGCAUUUACUACGCGAAGCUGGUCACAACCGCAACUACUAUUAUAAUUAUGAUGUGCAUCCUUUAUAACUCGAUUGGAAGCAUCAUCACAGUCCCAAACGUAAAGAUCGUACCGGUGCAGCCCGUGCAGGUGGAGUCAGGGAAGGCCAACCCCAUUGCGCUCAUUAUGCCGCUCGUCGGCUACCCGCUGAGCAACAGCACAGGAGUGGAGUUACUGCGUGAGCUGCUGCAGCCGCUGCUGCUGUCGGAGGCGGCACUGUGCUACCGCGCGGCCGACGGAGCGGCGGUACCGGUGGCGGCGCACGCAGUCGUCGUGAGUCGCGUGUCGGCCACUGCGGUGCGGAGUGCGGUGCGUGGCGUGUUGGCGAAGGGCUCGACGACGGCGGGGUCGGCGGUGGCGGCGGCCGAGGCGGGCGGGUCGCUGACGUCCGGUGCGCGGUGGCGGACGUGGGAAGUGAGUGCUGCGUCGGUGCGCUCGGCCCUGCGACUGGCGAACGCGAGCGACGGCAGAGGUGCGCGGUGCCUGGCGGAGGCGGUGACGGUGGUGGCGCGUGCGGUGGAAGACGGCGACUCGCUUUACGACAAGGAGCCGGCGGAGAUGCUGGAGGUGCUGGUGGACGCGGGUCUGCGGACGCGCGGCGGGGGUGCGGGGACGCACUUUGUGGUGCUGCCGUCCUUCUUGAGCGCGUCGAGGAUGGCGUACACGGAGCCGGACGAUGCGUCGGAGGCGCGGCGCGCGGGGACGGGGCUGUUGGAUGCGCUGCUGCGGACGGCGACGACGCGCAACGGCGGUCGUGUGGCGGCGGCGCAGUGCACCAUCCUGGCAACGGCGGAGCAGCCCGGCUCGCCUUCCCUCUUUCCGCCCGGUCUGGUACGAGCGGAGCUGUCGCCGCACGACCUGCAACGCCUGCAGGUGCUGGAGAAGGCAGCCAUUGUGGGCAGCACCUACGACGCGGCGAUGCUGGUGCCUUUUCUGGCGCGGCGGUUCAGUGGGUACCUCGCCACGGAUCAACGCGCCUCGUGGGAGGAGGUGGUGGACGCGGUGUCGCUGAACUGCGGUAUCUUCAGCCGCAGCCUCUACAACGCCGUCGGCGGCCUCGCAGGCGCCCUCUCCGUAAGCGGCGCGCAGCACCCCUCGAGUACGCUUCCCGAUCACGUGCUGGCUGCGCCGGACCGCGGGGGGUGGGCGCUGUCGCUGCGGAUGCAGGAGGUGUACCCGGACUGGCAGGUGUGGAGCAGCCGCGGCGUGGCGGUGCUGCGGGACGACCUUACGGCGGGGCGCAGCAGCCCGAUAGUCCAGAGCCUCUUCUCUGCCCUUUUCUCUCUCCGCGACGCGUACGGAAGGCGAAUGCAUCCGCUGCUCGCGGGGCUCCAGCGACGCCGCGUGGGGCAGCCGUGGCGCACCCGCCAGACACAGCUGCGAAUGUGGAACAGCACCGCUGUCCCUUCGCAUUUCCCGGCCGUAAUCUCCUAUGAGACCGACUUUCCCUGUGCCUGCUGUGGCCUCAACCGAGAGGCGAUGGGCUACAUCCGGCCCUUGAUGGAGCGGUACGCGAUUCGCACCCAUAUCGGAAGGCAGGUGUGUCAGAAACCAGGCGGCGCUGUGCUGGACGCGGCCUACCACACAAGCCGCUACAAUCGUGUGUUGUCGGCGCCGGUGGGCACGGAAGCUGAUGAUUCGUAUUGGCAUGAGGAGUUGAAACGGCGGGCCCGCGUGUUCUUCUUGCAUAUGCGUGCCUAUCGUAAUACGGCCCACCUCCCCACGCAAGGUAGUGUGGUGAGCGUGAAGAUCGCUCGCAGCCUCAGCGAGCUGUCCAACAUCCCACCCAACUGGGUCCAACCGCUGCGGGAGUCGCGGGACCAAAUUUGGGCCACGGCGGACUUCUUCGCCACGAUCUACCGCCGCAACGGCAUCGAUCCGGCGAAGAUACGCGUCGUGCCGGAGGCGGUGGACGUGUACGACUUCGACCCGGCAAACUACGAGCGUGAGCCCAUCACAAUCCCUCCAGGCGACACGGCCAGUUUCGACAGUCUGCCAGAUCUAGCGCCGGAGGAGCGGCUGCAGCGCUACGUGUUCUUAUCGAACUUCAAGUGGGAGGCUCGGAAGGGGUGGGAUGUGCUGCUCGGUGCGUACUGGGACGCCUUUGGCCCGCACGCCCCACCGGAGCUGCGCGGCCGCACGACGCUGGUGAUCAAAACACAGUUUAAGAAUCGCUACGCGGAGGACGCCAGGUGCUCCGAUUUAGUGCACUUUAUUGAGAGGUGGGGAAUGAUGGGCCAUCUGCACGGCAUGCGGGGGGUCGAGGACCUCCCUCAUGUUGUGGUGCUAUGCACUUCGAUGAGCGGCCCGCAGCUGACACAGCUGUACGCGAGUGCGGACGCCUUCGUGUUCCCGUCAAAGGCGGAGGGCUGGGGGCUGCCGGCGACGGAGGCGAUGUCGAUGGGGCUGCCGGUGCUGCUCACGGAGUGGAGUGGGCUGCGCGGCUUCAUCACACCGGACACGUGCUUCCGCAUCCCGCUGGACGGGCUGGAGGAGAUCGCACCCGACUCACCGUACAGGUACAAGGAGGGGAUGAAAAUGGCUGUGCCGAGCCGAGAGAAGACGGCGGAGCUGAUGCGGUAUGUGCUGCAACACCCGGAGCACGCGCGGCGUGUGGGGCAGCGGGCACGUGCGCUGAUGGUGCGUGAGAUGAGCGAGGAGGCGGUGGCGGAUGCGAUGGAUAGUCUUUUCAUUGAAACCGUGACAGCACGUCUCUAA